Molecule: messenger RNA, 617 nt
Organism: Pelmatolapia mariae (spotted tilapia)
Lineage: Eukaryota; Metazoa; Chordata; Actinopteri; Cichliformes; Cichlidae
Exons: 2
Coding region: 77-598 (173 amino acids)
Source: RefSeq, a predicted model, not a curated record
AUCUGCAGCUGGGUCAAUUAGCAAGUAGCUCCAACAGCUUAAAAGCCAGCUGGAGCUCAGGCAGCCCUGAUCAAACAUGGAGACAAUAGAGAAAGUGUUUGUGGUCAAAGAUAUGAAAAGCUUUGAGUGCUCAUCUCCAUCAGAGCUUGACAGGAAGUUUUAUGGGGAACAGAGUCUGCUGUCUGCACUGUCACUGGAACAACUGUCCACAUCGAGGGUGUUGAAUGACACGACAGCUGAUGGAUUGGACACCAGGCCGUCUGUUGGAGCCUCUCUCUGCCUGUCCUCUGACACCGCCUCCCCCUGUUCAGGGUUUUCAGUGAACACCAUGAACACUCAUGAAGCUGACGGCUGCUACCUGGCCGUCCCGUUACAGGGGAAGUCCUCCACUCCCCACAUGCUCCUUCAGAAGCCAAAGCAGGCAGCUUGUUUUGAUCAGUCAUACAACGAUCUCACCGCCUCGCAAAUGUCAUGGGACGUGUCUGUGAUCAAGUCGGAGAGCAAUAGCCCCAGAUUCUACGUGGAGUCCUGCACUCUGGAGCAAACGUGGAGUCCAAAACCCUCACAACAAGAGUCACUAGCUGAUGUUUCGCCCUGAUGUGGCUAAAAUUAACACG